Messenger RNA from Fusarium oxysporum Fo47, 954 nucleotides. RefSeq lists its product as uncharacterized. The transcript has 5 exons. NCBI's taxonomy places the organism in Eukaryota, Fungi, Ascomycota, Sordariomycetes, Hypocreales, Nectriaceae. The record is from RefSeq and is a predicted model, not a curated record. The coding region runs from base 1 to 954 and encodes 317 amino acids.
AUGGCAGUUUACUAUGAGAGUAGCUGGUCCAUUCUGAGUACCAUCGGCUUGGUAAACUUCUUCUUCGCCUGGAUUGUGAUUGGUAUCACUAGGCUCUCAUGGCUGUCGGCUAUCCCUGCGAUUGUCUCUGCGGCCGGCGCAGUCGCAAAUGGCCUCUGCUACUAUGCAUGGUACAUGAACUCUGGCAAGCCAAGAACGGCUAGUGCUUACGCCGUUGCGGAUAUCCUGUGGAUGAUCCAAGAGGCAGGGUUGUCCUUUUACAGCUAUAUCAUACUCAAGCAAAUUCUGCGAAACAAGAUGCGAUUGGUAUUUUUUAUCCUGUUUUGGUUCUUCAUGCUAUGUAUCUGCAUGGCCAGAACGCUGCUUCUGAUUUAUAGAAUUAAGUCUAUUUUCGAGGGUGAGGAGGCAUUUACGAACGUGGUGAACGGAGCCCACGUUGGUUACUUCAUCUCUCUAGCUUGUGUCGAAUGCCUCAGCGCCUUCUUCCUGUUACAAGUAUUUAUUAAGGCCAAGAAGACGUCCGAGCAGGUUUCACUUAGGUCAGAUUUUACUAGAUAUCUUAUCCGAAGCACCGAGUUACGACUGGCUUUUCUGGCGUUGAUCGGUGUUUCAAGGGCAAUUACUUUUCUUUUCCAACCUCCGAUCAGUGGAGCGACAAGUGUCUCGAGUCAAAUCGAUGUAUUUUUAUACACACUUGAAUGCCUCUUUCCCGUCAUCCUAUUUAUCGACCUACUGGCCUCGAAGUUGACAUUCACUCACGGUUCUCAAAACGAGUCGUAUCACCUGACGCAAAGAAGGACUAUAAUCGAAUAUGGCUCGAAGGUCUUCAUUCCCGGCAGUGGUGCUCCCUCGGCUUUUAGGGGAUGGUCCACGGCUCCUAGCCGAGGAAUGCCAGUUAUCGGCGCAGGAGGCUUUUCGCCCGAUCUACAGGUUUUAGCGUAUCCCUUGAGCUAG